UAUAUAAAUAAAUAAAUAAACAAAUGUAUACUAUAUAGAUCAUAAUACAAAUGCAAAUGCAGAAAAUGUGGCAGAAAAAGUGACAACAAGCAAGACUGGGAGAGACAGAGAGAAUAUAUAUAUAUAUUUAUUUAAAUUAAAUCGUUUGCUGCUGUUUUUCCAUCGGCGUUGCUUAUCAAUCUUCCUCUCUGUGUGUGCGUUGUUGUUGUUGUUGUGUGUGUACCGUCUUGUUGUGCGAGUGUGUGCCGUUCUUUGGAUAUAUACAUAUAUAUCUAUUUAUUUUUUUUGUAUGUAUUGUGUGGUGAUAUGAGUGUGCAGAGGCGGCAACAGCAACAUCAACAACAGCAGCAGCAGCAUCAGCAUCAUGCAUCCAGCGGGCGAAAAAAGGGGCGGUCGCCCCAAUGAUAAAUACACAGCGGAAGCUCUUGAGAGCAUUAAACAGGAUCUAACCCGUUUCGAAGUACAAAAUAAUCAUAGAAAUAAUCAGAAUUACACACCUCUGCGAUACACCGCCACCAAUGGACGCAAUGAUACACUUGCUCCAGAAUAUCAUCAUGCGAAACCUCCCAUGGAACCACCACCAUCGGCGUCUCCUUCGCCAGAUGUUAGUGUUCCGCCACCGCCCAACAUUGUAGGCAUUCAGCCAGUUGUGGGUGUUGGCGUGGGCGUAGGCGUAGGGGUGGGAGUGGCUCUGCCAACCAACGGACAUGUGCCAAAGAUGAUAAACGCUCUGAUACCACCCAAGCUAAUACGCAAGCCGAGCAUAGAGCGCGACACCACAACCCAUUAUCUACGCUGCAGCCCAGCCCUGGACUCUGGUGCCGGAAGUUCGCGUUCGGAUAGCCCCCACUCGCACUCCCAUCAGCCGGUUGGCAGUAGGGCCAGCACCGGCCAAUACUCGCCCUCGCCCAGCAGUUUCAGUGAUGCCACCCCGCCAGCUCCACCGCCACGGAAUCCGACGGCUGGCAACUCGGCCACGCCCCCACCGCCCAGCAGUCAGGCAUAUAAGAGACGUUCGCCGGCUCUGACACGACCGCCAGCGUUGACGCCAAGCAGUGGCACCCGCGGCACGUCACCGGUAAUUCCUCAAAAUGGUCAAGGGCCUGGCCUAAAGACCCAACAGCAGCAGCAGCAGCAGCAGCAACAACAACAGCAGCAGCAACAGCAACUGGCCCAUCAGAUGAAGGCUCUCAACUUGUAUCCAGGUGGUGGCAGCGGAGCUGUGGUCGAGCCACCACCACCAUAUCUCAUCAAUACGGUGGGUGGGGUGGCAGCAGCACCUCCACCACCUAGUUACACCGCCUCCAUGCAAUCGCGACAAUCGCCCACACAAUCCCAGCAAUCGGAUUACCGCAAGUCACCCAGCAGUGGCAUCUAUUCGGCCACCUCGGCGGGUUCACCCAGUCCCAUAACGGUCAGCAAUAGCAGCGGAAUAUUGCCAGCCUCGGGAGUGGCAUCGGUGACCAGACCGCAGCCACGAGUCUAUCAGACACGCACCCAACAGCCGAUCAUCAUGCAGAGCGUGAAGAGCACGCAGGUGCAGAAGCCGGUGCUGCAGACAGCCGUGGCUCCCCAGUCGCCUGUGAGUGCCUCGGCUAGCAAUUCUCCAGUGCAUGUGCUCGCAGCUCCACCCUCCUAUCCGCAGAAAUCACCGGCUGUGGUCCAGCAGCAGCAACAAGCGGCGGCUGCCGCCCAACAGCAUUCGCCACUCCUCGGACCCACUGCAUCAGUGGGUGGUGUUGUUGGUGUCGUGGUCACAGCGGUUAAGCCGCCAACACCCACCACUCCGCCUCUGAUAGCCAGUGCUCUCAAUGGUACGGUGGUCAGUAAGCCGGCGUGCAUGGAACCGCCCUCAUAUGCCAAGAGUAUGCAGGCCAAGGCGGCAACUGCACAGCAGCAACAGCAGCAGCAGCAACAACAACAGCAGCAACAGGUGCAACACCAGCAGCAGCAACAGCAACAGUUGCAGGCGUUGCGAGCGCUUCAAGCUCAGGCGCAGCAGCAACAUCAACAACAACAGCAGCAGCAGCAACAACAACAACAACAGCAGCAGCAGCAUCAAAAGGCAAGCAAUGGCAACUCUGUGAGACAAUUACCGCCACCACCACCUUAUCAAAGUAGUCGAGUGACCACUCCAGAUAUAUCCUCCAAUAACAACAACAACAAUAUAGGAGCACCUGAGAUCAAGCCCAACAACAAUAACAACAACAUACAGAUCACAAAUAGCAAUCUGGCCACAACACCGCCAAUACCACCUGCCAAAUACACAAACAGUGGCAAUGGCAAUGGCAACAGUUCCGGCGGCAGUAAUGGCUCCUCCAUAGCAUCAUCAUCCGGUGGUGCGAAAGCCACAUCUGCGGCUGCUUGUAAAAAAAUCAAACAUGCCUCUCCCAUACCCGAACGCAAACAGAUCUCCAAAGAGAAGGAAGAGGAACGCAAAGAGAUACGCAUACGUCAAUAUUCACCACAGGCAUUCAAAUUCUUUAUGGAGCAACACAUUGAGAAUGUUAUCAAAUCGUAUCGACAGCGAACCUAUCGCAAAAAUCAAUUGGAGAAGGAGAUGAGCAAGGUGGGACUAUCCGAUGCGACACAAAUCGAAAUGCGUAAAAUGUUGAAUCAAAAGGAGAGCAACUACAUCCGUUUGAAGCGGGCCAAAAUGGAUAAGAGUAUGUUUGAUAAAAUCAAACCCAUCGGUGUCGGUGCCUUCGGUGAGGUGACUUUGGUUAAGAAAAUCGACACCUCCAAUCAUUUGUAUGCCAUGAAGACGCUGCGCAAGGCCGAUGUCCUCAAACGCAAUCAGGUGGCGCAUGUUAAAGCCGAACGUGAUAUCUUGGCUGAGGCCGACAAUAAUUGGGUUGUCAAGCUCUAUUAUAGUUUUCAGGAUAAGGAUAAUUUAUAUUUUGUGAUGGACUACAUACCCGGUGGCGAUCUGAUGUCACUGCUAAUCAAAUUGGGCAUCUUUGAGGAACCGCUGGCACGUUUCUACAUAGCCGAAGUCACCUGUGCUGUGGACAGUGUACACAAAAUGGGCUUCAUUCACAGAGACAUCAAGCCUGAUAAUAUACUCAUCGAUAGGGACGGACAUAUAAAACUCACCGACUUUGGUCUCUGUACAGGUUUUCGAUGGACACAUAACUCCAAAUACUAUCAGGAAAAUGGUAAUCAUUCCCGUCAGGAUUCGAUGGAACCUUGGGAGGACUUCUCUGAAAAUGGUUCAAGGCCAACUGUAUUAGAAAGACGACGUAUGCGUGAUCAUCAAAGAGUUUUGGCCCAUUCACUGGUCGGUACACCUAACUAUAUAGCACCCGAGGUUCUGGAGCGUAGCGGUUAUACACAAUUAUGUGACUACUGGAGUGUUGGUGUUAUUCUCUAUGAAAUGCUUGUGGGUCAACCUCCAUUUUUGGCCAAUAGUCCACUGGAAACGCAACAGAAGGUCAUUGAAUGGGAGAAAACGUUACACAUACCACCGCAGGCUCAACUUUCACCUGAGGCCACCGAUCUGAUAAGACGUCUUUGUGCCGCUUCUGAUAAACGUCUGGGCAAGAGUGUCGAAGAGGUCAAGGCACACGAUUUCUUUAGAGGCAUCGAUUUCGCCGAUAUGCGCAAACAGAAGGCACCGUAUAUACCAGAAAUUAAACAUCCCACCGAUACAUCCAAUUUUGAUCCUGUUGAUCCAGAUAAACUACGCUCCAAUGAUUCCAAUGUGAGCAGCGGCGAUGAUUUCGAUCUGAAUGAUAGGCAAUUCCAUGGAUUUUUCGAAUUUACCUUUAGAAGAUUUUUCGAUGAUAGACAUCAUCCGGACAUGACGGACGAUCAGGCGCCGGUCUACGUCUGAGUUAAACCGUCAUCUCAUUGAAAUAAUAAUUUGUUAGUCAAACAGUCACAAAACAACAGAAAAACAACUAUGAAACUGCAAAAUUUAUAGAAAGGGGCAACUGUUAAAGCUAAGAAAUUUUGCAAAUUA
Drosophila willistoni is the source of this 3964-nucleotide messenger RNA. It is a transcript of the gene wts, whose product is annotated as serine/threonine-protein kinase Warts. The record is from RefSeq and is a predicted model, not a curated record. NCBI's taxonomy places the organism in Eukaryota, Metazoa, Arthropoda, Insecta, Diptera, Drosophilidae. Bases 365 to 3835 code for a protein of 1156 amino acids. Gene Ontology annotation, molecular function: protein serine/threonine kinase activity; ATP binding. Gene Ontology annotation, biological process: hippo signaling; G1/S transition of mitotic cell cycle; peptidyl-serine phosphorylation. The transcript has 8 exons.